Molecule: messenger RNA, 410 nt
Organism: Fusarium tjaetaba
Lineage: Eukaryota; Fungi; Ascomycota; Sordariomycetes; Hypocreales; Nectriaceae
Product: c6 zinc finger
Exons: 1
Biological process (GO): regulation of DNA-templated transcription
Molecular function (GO): DNA-binding transcription factor activity, RNA polymerase II-specific; zinc ion binding
Source: RefSeq, a predicted model, not a curated record
AUGUCAGCUGAAGCGGAUCGUCGGCCGGGGAAGAGACCUGCGCCAAGGGGCACAGCGUUUUAUCCCCGCAAACGAGCUAAUACAGCUUGUCAAGUCUGCAGAGCUAGGAAGACAAAGUGCGAUAACCAGAAGCCGGCUUGUUCUUACUGCGUCAGUGUGGGAGCGACGUGCAUUCAGUCUCCGGUUGAUCUAUCGGCGUUUGACCCUGCGAGUCUCAAGAUUUUGGAGAGGCUGGAUGAAUUGGAGAAGUUGAUUCGCGAGCCAAAGCCUGACACUACCAAUCAAGAUGUUGCCCAGCAUGAGACAGAGCUGCUGCCCGAAGAGUCACCUUCGCAGUUAUCCCCAGAGAGUAUAGGCGACAUCCCCCUACGAAGCAUCCUCCCCGAGAAGAUGGAAAGCCUCCUCCUCUG